Messenger RNA from Exophiala dermatitidis NIH/UT8656, 1281 nucleotides. RefSeq lists its product as uncharacterized. Gene Ontology annotation, biological process: tRNA splicing, via endonucleolytic cleavage and ligation. Gene Ontology annotation, molecular function: tRNA 2'-phosphotransferase activity. The record is from RefSeq and is a predicted model, not a curated record. Bases 1 to 1281 code for a protein of 426 amino acids. Lineage: Eukaryota; Fungi; Ascomycota; Eurotiomycetes; Chaetothyriales; Herpotrichiellaceae. The transcript has a single exon.
AUGUCUUCAAACCAACGAGGUGGCGGAGGCGGUGGUGGUAGUAGAGGAGGCAGAGGAGGCUCGAAUAAAGGUGGUAGACACGCCUCCCACUCCCAGCCUCGCACCGUCCUCGUCUCCAAAGCCCUCUCCCGACUCCUCCGCCACGCGGCCGUGGACGAAGGCGUGCCCAUCGACAAGGACGGCUAUGUCAGGAUGGACCAUUUGUUUUCAUGGCCGCGGAUCCGAAACAUGAAGCCGCCGGUGACGAUGGGGGAGAUUAUCGCUGUUGUUCAGGAUAACGAGAAGAAGAGGUUUGCUUUGAAGUAUGUGCCCGCAGGGGACAGCACAAACGAAGACUCUGCUCGAGAAGCGGAAGCACCCACAACUACAUCCACCACCUCGACGACCUCUACUGACGCAAAGUCUGAAUCCGAAUCCGAAACUCAACGUGCAAUCGCCGUCUAUGAAGCCACCAAAAACAAAGACAGGACAGACCAGCAGAAUCAGGAUCUUUUGUCAAAAUUCUUCAUCCGCGCCACCCAAGGCCACAGCAUGAAACUGGUCGAGGCGGAAAAUUUGUUGAAGCAAAUCACAUUGGACGAUCCAUCUACGAUUCCCGAUACCGUGGUCCAUGGUACGUUCUAUGGUGCUUGGCAGAAGAUAUUGGAGAGUGGUGGGUUGAAGAGGAUGGGGAGGAAUCAUAUCCAUUUUGCGACGGGGCCGGCUUUGGAACAGGUUUGGGGGUUGGCAGAUGCCGGCGGUCGCAACAACGAUGAUGAUGCUGCUGCUGCGAAACAGGAGGAUCAAAACCAAGAGUCGAAAAGUAAUACUUCUGCAAUUGGAUCCAUCCUCACCAAAAACAAAGUCAUCAGCGGCAUGAGGUCCGAUGCCCAGAUUUUGAUCUACGUCGAUAUCCGGAAAGCACUGGCUGAAAAUCCGGAUAUGACGUGGUGGAGGAGUGAGAAUGGGGUUAUUCUGACGGAGGGUGUUGAGCGGAGGAGUAAAGAAGGAUCGGAAAAAGGACAAGUGGAUGGAAACGAAGAAGUCGAUGGAGAGAAAGUGGAUACCAAUGCCGAUACAACCAAACUCCUCCCUACAGAAUACUUCCUCGCCGCCGUCGAGAUCAAAAACGGUCUUGGACUGCUUUGGAAGCAAGGUCAGGGCGUUGUGAGGGAUUUGCCUGACAAUUUGAAGAAUCAGGCUUUACCCUUUGGGAAAAGAAGAGGGGAAGAAGGAAAAGGAAAAGGAGGGAGAGGAAGAGGUCGAGCCCGAGGUGGAAAUCGAGGUCGAGAUCGAGAUUGA